This is a messenger RNA of Amoebophrya sp. A25, 2087 nucleotides long. The record is from the annotation of a GenBank genome assembly. NCBI's taxonomy places the organism in Eukaryota, Dinophyceae, Syndiniales, Amoebophryaceae.
AUGGUUGGUGGAAGCAAUGUGGAGGCACCGCUUGGGUCGCCAGUUUCUUCGGGACCGAGUCAGCCUCCCGACAACCAGACUUCCGUCGACAGCCUCCUCCUUCGAGAGCAGGAGUUUUACUACAAUCCGUUAAAUCAUAAGAAGCAUGAAGCGGGCACAGACGACGGAAUACGCGGCCGCCGGAUCCAGGGAAACAAGAUUGCAGCGACCAUUCGACGCAGUGUCGCGUCGAAGAUCCUCGAAAUUCAACGAAGGUAUAGUUCCAGUUCCUGUGCUUCAACGUUCCUCGAAGGUGCAGCUGGUACGAAUAUGAUGCCAAUGAGCAGCACUAGUACCAGCUGUUCCGUUCCUUCUGCAGGAACUGAUGGAACAGUUCUGCAACCGCCGAAUGGUUUGUCCUCUUCUUGUGCCGCCAAAUCUUCACCGGUUUCGAGUGCGAUGUCUAUGAGAACGGACGAACAAGACGCGAUAUCAUUUCACCAUGCCUCUGGAGUAGCAUCGGCCGCCCGGGUUGAAGAAGUGACUUUCGACACCGUAUCAGAGCUUGGUCGGGAGCCAUCAGCCUCUUCGUCUGUGCGGCCGCCUGGAUUGACUGUCGUGCUCGUAGGGUCGAACCCAGCCAGCAAAGUCUACGUUGGGCGGAAACAGAAAGCGUGCGAGGAAGUCGGAAUCAAAAGCACUUUGAGGGAGCUUCCCGAAGAAACGACACCAGAAGAGCUACUCGCGCUAGUCGAUCACCUCAACGCAGAUCCGUCAUGUGAUGGAAUACUGGUACAAACUCUCUCAUGUUGUUGUGAGAGUACUUAAUACACGAGAAAGAAAUGAAUUAUUGCUGUGACUGUGUAUGAGUAUGUCUAUACAACGCGUGUUUUCAAGUACAGCAUUUGAUGUUGGUGCUCUAACACGAACUUGUACUUGUAGACGUGAACCUGCUUUCCAGUGAUACCUUGUUCGACAUGGACUACAUUGUCAACCCUUAAUAUUCGCCAGGUGCAGCUCCCACUUCCGUCACCGGCGCUGCAAGAAAUACAAAGCGAACUGCUUCAGAGGAUUUCGCCGACGAAAGAUGUUGAUGGCUUUCACCCUUUAAACCUGGGGUGUCUCAUGGCACGUGAGCCCAGGCUUCGACCAUGUACGCCAUUGGGCGUUAUGCACCUUCUGUGGUCGACGGGUGUAAAUCCUUACGGACUGCGUUGCCUCGUAGUUGGUGUUUCAAAUCAUGUGGGCCGCCCAAUGAUCAUGGAAUUGCUGCUAAACGGUUGCAGCGUCAUGGCUGUGCACAGAUUCACAAGGGCUGAAGGUACAACAACUAAGAAUAGGCUUACUAGUUUUUCUUUCUGCCUAGACACUUACAGCUGUUGUAGUACUUGUGUCACCCCCUGUCCCGUCAUUGAUGUUGUUGUUCAUUACUGGAGGAUAUGUUCCAAUUCAUUGUCGAUCUUGUGACUCUUGUUCUGUUCAACUUCGAGUAUCGUCCGUUUUAGGUAUGCCGUUGCAUGGAAUAGAUUCUCCUUGGUGAUUGAAGUCAGAUCAAUUAUAACUGUCAUGCAGUAGUUUGAGCGGAGACGAGAGAGCGGGAGUGAGAAUCAGAUUAAGUGCCCUUCUAUUUCUAAGUUUCAAUUCAUUGCCAUAAGUACAUAAGCGAGAAGAUACAGAUUGAUCUGACUUAUGCUCAUCCAUUGGCCUCUAUUUUUUGACAACCAAAAAAACAGACCUGGAAAAUUUCGUUCGAGAAGCUGAGUGUGUGAUUGUAGCGGUGGGCAAACCUGGCAUAAUAAAGGGAGAGUGGAUUCGCGAGGGGGCUAUCGUCAUAGACGUCGGCAUCAACCGGUUGGAUAACGGAAAACUAGUAGGAGACGUGGACUUUGAUACGGCAAAAGACCGCGCCUCGUGGAUUACACCUGUUCCGGGUGGUGUAGGUCCAAUGACCGUCGCGAUGUUGCUACAAAAUACAGCCACAGCGUACGAAAAUCACCUGAAGCAACAACUUGAACAUUCGGUGGAAGGCCAAUGCUAGACUCUUAUCUGCAUCACUUUCAGUAAAUGUAAAGAAGUUAUUUGAGCGGUUUCUGAUUCAAUGAAAGAAU